AUGGUCAACUACAAAACCUGGUUAAAGGAUAUUAACGAUAACACUAAAAUUGGUACCCUUUCCAUUCCUGGUACCCAUAACUCUGCUGCUUGUCAUACGGCUUUGCCUAGUGUCCAGUGCCAGGGUGAGUCUGUGACGAAGCAAUUGGAGAACGGUGUUCGUUUCUUGGAUGUCAGAGUGGGCAAGUACCCAUUGAAGUCUGGCGAUGAUGCUAACGAGUUGACUGUCGUGCACAGCAAGUUCCCUGUGAGAAUUCCAUUCCCAAAGAAGUUUAGUGACACGUUGGAGGAGGUGAUUAAGUUUGUUGACGGUAACAAGUCCGAGACGGUUAUCCUUUCGAUCAAGCAGGAAGGUACCGGCGAGUGGAACAACGACAAGGAUGAGUUUGGUAACGUUUUCUGGGACAAGUACUUCAACCCUAACAAGGAUAAGUUCUACAGAGGCAACGACUUGCCUAAGUUGGGCGAUGCCAGAGGUAAGAUCAUUCUUUUCAGACGUUUUGGUGACAACAACCAGGACAGAAAGAAGGAGUUUGGUUUUGAUGCCCACACCUGGAAGUACAACUGUACUGAGGACGACAGAGGCACAUUUUGCGUCCAGGAUUUCUGUGAAAUCGAAAAGUCUGACGAUGUCACCAAGAAGGUUGACUACGUGAAGAAGUUGGCCACCAAGGCCAGUGAAUACAACAAGACCAACAGCGACGGUAAGCUUUUCGUGAACUUCUGCUCUGGUUCCAACUUCUUUGACCGUGAUUGCUGGCCUCAGCAGGUGGCCAAGGCCAUGGAGGAGCACAAGCUUCAGGACAGUUUUGGCAAGGGCAGUGGUAUCAUUGUGUUGGACUAUGUCGAGUCAAACAACUGGAAGAUGGCCAGAGAGUUGAUCGACAAGAACUUCUAG
This is a messenger RNA of Candidozyma haemuli, 897 nucleotides long. RefSeq names its product Plc2p (gene PLC2). The record is from RefSeq and is a predicted model, not a curated record. NCBI's taxonomy places the organism in Eukaryota, Fungi, Ascomycota, Pichiomycetes, Serinales, Metschnikowiaceae. The transcript has a single exon. Gene Ontology annotation, molecular function: phosphoric diester hydrolase activity. Gene Ontology annotation, biological process: lipid metabolic process. Bases 1 to 897 code for a protein of 298 amino acids.